Molecule: messenger RNA, 2745 nt
Organism: Gambusia affinis (western mosquitofish)
Lineage: Eukaryota; Metazoa; Chordata; Actinopteri; Cyprinodontiformes; Poeciliidae
Product: homeobox protein OTX1 B-like
Exons: 4
Coding region: 292-1314 (340 amino acids)
Biological process (GO): multicellular organism development; regulation of transcription by RNA polymerase II
Cellular component (GO): nucleus
Molecular function (GO): DNA-binding transcription factor activity, RNA polymerase II-specific; RNA polymerase II cis-regulatory region sequence-specific DNA binding
Source: RefSeq, a predicted model, not a curated record
GAGAGAGAAGAGCCGCGGAUCUCUCAGAGAGCGUCAUUAGGCUUUUAUUUUCAUCUCUCGGCCUGGAGGCUGGUGUGAAAUAAUACAAGAGGAUCUGAUCUUCAAAACAACCGAAUAAAUCUUCCCUGAUGUGGAUAUAUCUUCUAAAUAUAUGGAUAAAUAUCAUUGGUUUAAUAUUUAACGGGAAUCUACAGAGGAGAUCAAGAAAGGAGCCGACGGUCCCAGUCGAUCACCGGGGACCCGAACCUGUCCAAUCCGCCCAGAGUCCGGUCUCCCCUCGCUGCUUCUAGCAUGAUGUCUUACCUCAAACAGGCCCCGUACGGCAUGAGCGGGCUGGGCCUGAGCGGAGCCGCCAUGGACCUGCUGCACCCGUCCGUGGGUUAUCCCGCCAACCCUCGAAAGCAGCGGCGGGAACGUACAACCUUCACCCGGACGCAGCUGGACAUCCUGGAGUCUCUGUUCGCCAAAACGCGCUACCCAGACAUCUUCAUGAGGGAGGAGGUGGCGCUGAAAAUCAACCUGCCAGAGUCCAGAGUGCAGGUUUGGUUCAAGAACAGGCGAGCCAAGUGUCGGCAGCAGCAGCAGAGCAACAACAGCGCCAAGGUAAAACCAAUGAAGAAGAAGUCGUCCCCGACCAGGGAGAGCACUGGAUCCGAGAGCAGCGGCCAGUUCACUCCUCCGGCCGUGUCCAGCUCUUCCUCCUCCACCUCUACCUCCUCCUCUUCCUCUUCCUCUGUCUCCUCUGGUCUUGGCGGUCCUGCUUUGAUCAGCACUUCUACCUCCGUCACCGCUCCGGUGUCGUCCAUCUGGAGCCCGGCGCCGAUUUCCCCAGCCCCGGCACCGGCCAACCUGCCCGACCCGGUUGCUCCAACCAGUGCAUCCUGCAUGCAGCGCUCCGCAACCUCCUCCUCGAACGCCGGAGCAGCUUCAUAUCCGGUCUCCUACAGCCAAACGGCGGCGGCGUACAGCCAGGGCUACCCGGCCUCGGCGCCGGGCUCCUACUUCAGCGGGGUGGAGUGUGGCUCCUACCUGGCACCCAUGCAUUCCCACCACCACCCGCACCAGCUCAGCCCCAUGACAGGCUCCUCCAUGACUGGACACCCACACCACCAUAUUGGCCAGACGACGGGCCACCACCACCACCACCCGCCACAUCACCACCAGACGUACAGCGCGCCCGGCUUGGCCUUUAACUCCACAGACUGUCUGGAUUACAAGGAGCAGACUGCAGCUUCAGCCUGGAAGCUCAACUUCAACGCUACCGACUGUUUGGACUACAAAGACCAAGCCUCUUGGCGCUUUCAGGUUCUGUGACUUGCUUAGUAUAUUCAAAGACUUUCUUUUUGUUCGUUUUUUGUAAAUUGAAGAUCCCGAAGCUAAUAGAAAAGACAUUUUUAAAGGGGCAGUGUUAUAAAAAAUUUACGAUUAUUAUUAUUUUUUUUAGCGUUUCAUCAUGUUAUAAUCUUAUUCCCUCAUCAAAACCAUACCUGUAGUGUUUCUCUGAUUCAUUCAUGCAUAUUUGAGAAAUCCUUUUAUCUCCCCUGGAAAGCUGCACAAAACACCUAGGUGGACCUAGCUCCGCCCCCACUCAGCUCCUUCAGACUAACCAGCAGCAAUUAGCAAAAAUCUGAUGUAACUGCACAUUUGCUGAACUCAUCAUACGAGCCAUUUCUCAGUGAAACGCUUGUAAAGAACACUGUUAAAGAGUUGAAGAAGAGCGAUGGGUAUCACUUUAUUUGAAAUACUGUGCAUAAAACUGACAUGACACUGUCAUAAACAAGGAGUGUUCAUGAAUGAUUUUGACCGUUGACAUGAAGUUUCAUUCAGUAAAUGAGGACACAUAUUGCAAAGUUGCACUAAAAGUUGAAUUAAAAGUCCAUUAAAAGUGUAAACUUUGCAUAAUAACCCUUUUAAUGGAAAGUUAUAUGAAAAUGACCAAAAAAAGUUCAUUUAAAGAGUCAACGUUGCAUUAAAAUGUGAUUACUUACUGAAUGACACUUCAUGACAACAGUCAUAAGCAUUCAUGUUCAUGACUGCUGUUAUGUCAUGUUUAUGACACCAUCACGUCAGAAAUAAAGCGUUACGUUGUGAUGACUUCCUGAAGGCGGAGUUUCGGAAAGAGCUGGAGUUUUUACAGAGACAGAGACCCAAUUUCAAGGCUUUCAAUUACAAAGUAAAAUUUCUUUUAAAUCAUUUUUGAUGUAUAGAAUUUUUUUAACGACUUAAAUAAACAUAGUUACUUAAAGUUGUGCUGUAAAAGUGGCACUAUGUGCCUGGAAGACAUAAUACUGCCCCUUUAAAAACGAAUCUGUGAAUGAACUGAAACCAUGCACUGAGCAGCUAAACCUCGAGUUCAACCCUGCUUUUACUUGUGGAUUAUUUUUCUACUCCAGACUUCGGAAAAGAAAAAAAAAAAGGACUUAUUUCCAACUGAAGGCCUUUAAGAGGAAAACUCCUCUGGAGAUACACACAGUCUGGGAUCACCUCAGCGAUUAUUCCCUGAAAACAAAAAAAUAAAAACAUACAAGAUGGGGAGAAACAAAGUCACCUGUUGGACAUUACGACGGGCUAAGAUCUUAUUUUUAACAACAGGAUGCUGCUAGGAUUUUCAGCCUGAAUCUCAGAAACUCCAUUUUACAGGGGAGGGUCAGAGAACGGUUUGCAGCACUUGUCUGGGAUUGUCACACUUUCCUAGUUGCUCUUUGCAAGGGAAAGAAAAGCAAAAUGUGAAUUUGUAUCACAAUG